AUGAGUUUGGAAGAUGGGAACUCAGAGAACGCGCGAAGUUGGGCGAGGUUUCUAGCCACGUGCCUCGUCGGAGGGGUGGUGGUGGCGGUGGGGGUCGGCUUUGGGGUGUCUCUGUUAGGCUCACAGGAACGUCAUGGCCCUCAACUGCCUCUGGGAUUUCCAUGGCGGAGGAAGAAGAACAGACCUGUCCGCGUUUACAUGGACGGCUGCUUUGACAUGAUGCACUACGGCCACUGCAACGCGCUCCGUCAGGCACGUGCCCUCGGCGACCAAUUGGUUGUCGGCGUUGUCAGCGACGCUGAAAUCAUCGCCAACAAAGGCCCCCCUGUUACUCCUCUCGAUGAAAGGAUGAUUAUGGUUAAUGCUGUGAAAUGGGUUGAUGAGGUUAUUCCGGAUGCACCUUAUGCUAUAACCGAAGAGUUCAUGAAGAAACUGUUUGAUGAAUACAAUAUAGACUAUAUCAUUCAUGGAGAUGACCCAUGUGUUCUUCCUGAUGGAACUGACGCUUAUGCUCUUGCCAAGAAGGCUGGUCGCUACAAGCAGAUCAAACGCACAGAAGGGGUCUCCAGCACAGACAUUGUUGGUCGUAUGCUUCUCUGUGUAAGAGAGAGAUCGGUUAGUGAGAACCAGCACCAUUCUUCCUUGCAGAGACAAUUCAGCCAUGGUCACAGUCAGAAAUUUGAAGAUGGUGGAUCUGGAAGCGGAACUCGUGUGUCUCAUUUCCUACCAACAUCUCGAAGAAUUGUUCAGUUCUCGAAUGGGAAAGGUCCUCAGUCGGACGCACGCAUAGUUUAUAUAGAUGGUGCUUUUGAUCUUUUCCAUGCUGGACAUGUGGAGAUUUUAAGGAUUGCGCGAGAGCUUGGGGAUUUUCUUCUUGUUGGAAUACACACUGAUCAGACUGUCAGUGCUCAUAGAGGAGCACAUCGUCCAAUCAUGAACCUUCAUGAAAGAAGCCUGAGUGUUCUGGCUUGCCGGCAUGUGGAUGAAGUUAUAAUUGGUGCUCCAUGGGAAAUUUCAAAAGACAUGAUCACCACCUUUAACAUCUCUUUAGUUGUCCAUGGAACGGUAGCAGAGAAUAACAAUUUUCAGAAGGAACAAGGCAAUCCAUAUGAAGUUCCAAUCAGUAUGGGUAUCUUCAAAGUUUUGGACAGCCCCCUUGAUAUCACUACUUCCACGAUAAUUAGGAGGAUUGUAUCCAAUCAUGAAGCAUACCAGAUACGUAAUGAGAAGAAGGCAGCAAGUGAGAAAAAGUAUUAUGAAGGCAAGUCUUAUGUUACCGGUGACUAA
Molecule: messenger RNA, 1287 nt
Organism: Prunus armeniaca (apricot)
Lineage: Eukaryota; Viridiplantae; Streptophyta; Magnoliopsida; Rosales; Rosaceae
Source: the annotation of a GenBank genome assembly